AUGUUGAAGGAGUUGAACCAGCAACGCAGAGCGAAAGAGUUUACAGACCUGAAAAUUAUUGUUGAAGGCAAAGAGUUUGAAGUCCACCAAAAUGUUCUAGCUUCCUGCAGCUUGUAUUUCAAGGACCUGAUUAAAAGGUCACCACGAGACAGCAGCAGAAGCGGGGAGAAGCUGGAACUGGCCAUGUCCAACCUCACUGCGGAUGUCCUGGAGUUACUCCUGGAGUUUGUUUAUACAGGUUCUUUGAUCAUAGAUUCAGCCAAUGCAAAAACACUACUGGAAGCUGCCAGCAAGUUCCAGUUUCAUACUUUCUGUAAAGUCUGCGUUUCAUUUCUAGAAAAACAGCUGACUGCUAGCAACUGCUUAGGAAUAUUAGCCAUGGCUGAAGCCAUGCAGUGCACUGAACUAUACAACAUGGCCAAAGCUUAUGCCCUGCAAAUUUUCCCAGAGGUGGCAAACCAAGAAGAGAUCCUUAAUAUCUCAAAAGACGACUUCAUUUCCUACAUGUCCAAUGACAGCCUGAACACCAAAGCAGAGGAGCUGGUGUAUGAAACAGUGAUAAAGUGGAUUAAGAAGGACGCUGCAAUCAGAGCUCAGUAUGCUGCAGAGCUGCUGGCAGUGGUGCGGCUCCCCUUCAUCCACCCCAGCUAUCUGCUGAAUGUUGUUGACAAUGAGGAGUUGAUAAAGUCUUCGGAGGCUUGCCGGGAUCUGGUGAACGAAGCCAAACGCUAUCACAUGCUGCCACACGCCCGCCAGGAGAUGCAGACACCAAGGACCCGGCCCCGGCUCUCUGCAGGAGUAGCCGAGGUAAUAGUCUUAGUUGGGGGUCGCCAGAUGAUUGGCAUGAACCAACGUGCUUUAACAGCAGUCACUUGCUUAAAUCCUCAAAACAACAAGUGGUACCCACUGGCCAGCCUGCCCUUCUAUGAUCGAGAGUUUUUCAGCGUGGUCAGCGCUGGAGACAACAUCUAUCUCUCAGGCGGAAUGGAGUCGGGUGUCACGCUGGCUGAUGUCUGGUGUUACAUGUCCUUGCUGGAUAACUGGAACCUCGUGUCCCGCAUGACAGUCCCCAGGUGUCGACAUAACAGUCUGGUGUACGACGGCAAAAUUUACACCAUUGGAGGGGUCGGUGUGGCAGGCAACGUUGACCAUGUGGAAAGGUACGACACCAUCACCAACCAGUGGGAGACCAUCGCCCCGCUGCCCAAGGCCGUGCACUCGGCCGCCGCCACCGUGUGCGGGGGCAAGAUCUACGUCUUCGGGGGCGUGAACGAGGCCGGCCGCGCCGCGGGCGUCCUGCAGUCCUACAUCCCCCAGACCAACUCCUGGAGCUUCAUUGAGUCCCCCAUGAUCGAUAACAAAUAUGCUCCUGCAGUCACUCUCAAUGGGUUCAUCUUUAUUCUUGGAGGAGCUUAUGCACGAGCAACCACCAUCUAUGACCCAGAGAAAGGCAAUAUUAAAGCAGGUCCCAACAUGAACCACUCCAGGCAGUUCUGCAGUGCUGUGGUUCUAGAUGGAAAAAUCUAUGCUACUGGUGGGAUUGUCAGCAGCGAAGGACCUGCCCUGGGAAACAUGGAAGCCUAUGACCCUAAAACAAACACAUGGACACUUCUACCAAACAUGCCCUGCCCCGUUUUCAGACACGGCUGCGUAGCAAUCAAGAAGUACAUUCAGAGCGGCUGAUGCUCCCCUGGAGUUGGAUGGAGAACUGUUUGUGCCUGCUGAAAGCAGACAAGAGGAAUACUAUUACUUAAGGAACAAAAGCAGCAAAGCCAGCCAGUGAACAUAUUGCUCUAAAGUCUUGAAUAGUGUCUACAUUGAAUGUAGAAAAAUCAUCCUCACCUUUUGGUGAACAAGGAGCACAAAGCUCCGUGUUAUGUAAGAUAUUGUAACUUAAUAAUGCAAGGGUGUCACUAGAUGUUAUAGUGGCACUUGUUCUGGACAUCGGCUUUUGGUCAACCCAGGUGCAAUAGAAUUUCUCAUAUUUUUUAAGCUGGGGAAGAGAGGAAAAAAAUAAUCUGCAUUUUACUUUAGAGCUCAAGCUUGAUUCUUGAAAUAACCAUGCAGAUUAGUUUUACUAUUACACUUUAGGCAUCAAUCUAUUUGAAAGGUCAAAGUGUCCUUACCACUUUGAUUCCUACAUUUGUUUCUAAUACAUGUUUUUCAAUACCAAUGACUGAGAGAGAUCUUGUGUGAUGACAGAUGGCUUAUGUUGAUGUCAGUCUUCCAUCAGAUCAAACAAAUAUUUCAGUUCUCUAGAGAAGAGCCCAAAAGCAGGGUGAGGUGGGGAUUGGGGAGAAGAAGAAUAGCCAAUGGUAAUAAAUUCCAUGCAAAAUGAUGAAAACAAAAGGUCUGUUGGGCUGGAUGAGUUUCUGCUCCAGGUGAUUCUCAUGUGGGCACAUGUGGCUGUGCCCAUGCCAGGGGGUGGGGGGGCUUCUAAACCUUUUCCUCCAGGUUUCUGCUGAUUCACUUGGCAGUGCAAAAUGGAAACUGUUUGGAUUGCAGAGGCAUUCUCCUGAUAAACCCACUCUUCACUUCUGGCCAGGAUGACAGUAAAGCGCACAGCACCGUGGGGGUUUGCCACGUGCUCGUCAAACACAGAAGAUGCCUCCUCUGGCCACGCACUCGGUUUUGGCUCUCAACCAAAAUUCCUUGCCUCGGGAUACUCGCCACUAUCUUUUAUGUAAAGUCUGAGAAGUUUUUUAUUUUACUUUAUUUUUCAAGUUCCUUUCCUAGGUGUGAAAGCCUUAUACUUCUUAUUUACAGAUUUUAAACACAUGAAUUUAAAGCCCAUGGUAGAAAAAUGCAUAGACUUAAGCCCAGUGUAAGAGACUUCAAAUUAUUACUAUGUAGAGUUGUAAGUAUAUGCACAGCACAGGGGUUAUAUUUUUAUAUAUAUUAAAAUAUUGUCUAUCCAGAGAGCAUUGUGAUGUGGAAAUUCUUUAUAAAUUUAUACAUAAAAGGAACAAAUGGGAGAUGGACUGGGUAACACAGAGGGGGCAGGGGAAAGAAUCUUAAAAUUCACCAGUAGGAAGUAACCCCAAGCUAAGGAUUGUUUGGUUUCCUUCCAAGUAGAGGGAAAAAAUUUGCCAUACUUGCCUUUGCAGACUCAAAUCCCAAAUGCCAUACCAGUAGUUCAAGAAGGAGGGUCCUGUGCAGGGUGUGGGUGAGAUCUUGCAUUCAGUAUCUAGUUGAAUUUCAUACCAAAUACAGUAGCCUUUUUAUAUGGAGGAAGGUCUGCCUACAGCU
Molecule: messenger RNA, 3249 nt
Organism: Ficedula albicollis (Collared flycatcher)
Lineage: Eukaryota; Metazoa; Chordata; Aves; Passeriformes; Muscicapidae
Gene: KLHL29
Product: kelch like family member 29
Exons: 9
Coding region: 1-1683 (560 amino acids)
Molecular function (GO): protein binding
Source: RefSeq, a predicted model, not a curated record